AUGUCUUCUACUGUCGCCGCUACCAACGCCGUUGCCACCUCUGGCGCCUCUGGCGUUCGUCUUCUUGAUCUCGAUGGCCGCAAGCGGGUCCUGCUCAAGAAGCUCCUCGUCUUCGGACCACCGGGCUCUGGCAUCGAUGUCGUCGCCGAUGGCCUAAAGAAGCUUGGGUUCAAGGUCUACGACGCCGCUGAGGCCGCUAAGCACUUCGAGCGCGAUAUCCCGCUCUGGCUAGAGGCUGCCAAGCUCAAGAAGACCGACAAAGCCUACAAGGGAUACGACUUCGACAAGCUUAUUGGCGAGUAUGACGCUAUUGUCGGCGGUCCGGCCAACUUCUUCGUCGAGGAGCUUCUCAAGGCUUUCUCGUAUGCCAAAGUCAUCAUGGUCACCCACACCCCCGAGUUCACCAUCGCCAUGAAGUUUCGUGGCUACUUGGCCUUAUCGUACGUCGACCAGGAGAUCUUCGGCAAGCUCUCCCCAUUCCUAGCCUUGGCCAACGAGUCUCUCGAUCAAGAGAAGAUCCGCACUGCUGUCCGAGAGAAGAAUCUUCUGGAGAUCGACUCCCAGCUUGAGUCCUGGAAGUCGAUCUGCGAAUUCCUAGAGAAGUCGCCUAUUCUCAGCGACCCCAUCCCCGAGAUUGACGAAGCCCUUAUCUUCACCCUCUUGGCUGCUCACGGCGCCCGCGUCCUCUCGGACGUCGCCAAGAAGUUGGCACUCUUUCUCAUCUACUGCUCCAUGGCCUCUGCGACUGCCGUUGCAGGAUUCCUCUUCGGUUAUUCCAUCGCCGACUACAACAUCGGUCCAUCAUUUCUCAUGAGCUUGAGCGUUCUCGGCCUCUUCGUUGCCUACCUCGUCGUUGGUCCCAAGACCCUGAAGAAGCCUGAAGGCCAGCCAGAGCCAGAGUCAGAGCCAAAGCCAAAGCCGGUCGUCGAAGCCAUCCCCGCCCAGAAGCCAGCUGGUCCUGUCGCACCUGCUCGCCCUGUUGCUCAGCAGAACCCCAGGACCAACCAGCAGCGAGACUCACGACGCAACUUCAACUACAACAGCAACAACGGCCGAAACAACAACGGUCGAAACAACAAUCGCCAGUACAAUCGCCAGCAGCAGCAGCAGCGUCAGCAGCAAGUCCGUGGACGCCAGAACCAACACAACCGCACGCAGUCAACGCCGGUCGUUGCUGCACCCCGUUCGGUCCUUCCUGCCCCGCGUCCAGCCAUUGCCGGCGGCUGGUCCAACUUCAAGCAGACCAUCAAUGGCAACGAUCACGUCCUUCACCACGAGGCUCUUGCCCACGCUCAGGCUACCCGAGGCAAUGCUCUCGAUCUCCAGACGCGCAUGGUCCUUCGUGGUCAGAGCUAG
Molecule: messenger RNA, 1356 nt
Organism: Trematosphaeria pertusa
Lineage: Eukaryota; Fungi; Ascomycota; Dothideomycetes; Pleosporales; Trematosphaeriaceae
Exons: 2
Coding region: 1-1356 (451 amino acids)
Source: RefSeq, a predicted model, not a curated record